AUGCCCUCGCAACCAGCCGCACCAACGCGUCCGCGCGAGCGACCGCGCCCGCCUAACCCUGUCGCCGUGCAGAACGAACAACAGUGGAUCUUUACCGAAGAGGAACUGCUGCACACGCCCUCGAUCGAGGAUGGCAUGUCGGCAGAGCAGGAGAAAGAAAUGCGCUACAAGGGCAUGACCUUCAUAUACCAGGUUGGCGCCAUGUUGAAGUUGCCGCAGCUUACGCUAUCGACGGCUGGCGUGUUCCUGAACCGCUUCAUCACACGCCGCUCUCUCGUCAGCAAGGACGGCUACAAGGCGCUUCACCACUAUCAAAUCGCCGCCACGUCCCUGUUCCUCGCGACCAAGGUGGAGGAGAACUGCCGCAAAAUGAAAGAGCUGGUGAUUGCAUGCUGCAGGGUAGCACAAAAGAACCCGAACCUCCUCGUGGAUGAGCAGACAAAGGAUUUCUGGAGAUGGCGCGACACCAUCCUCUACAACGAAGACGUGCUGCUCGAGACGAUUUGCUUCGACCUGACGAUCGAGUCGCCGCACAAGCUCCUGUUUGACAUGCUGGUCUAUCAUGGUGUCGAGCACCACAAGCGGCUCCGCAAUGCGGCAUGGAGCUUCAUCAACGACAGCAACCUAACCCAGCUCUGCCUGCUCUUCACGUCGCGAACAAUCGCAGCGGCGGCACUGUAUUGCGGAGCUCGUCUCUGCGAAGUGGCGUUCCAGGACGAGGACGGCAAGCCGUGGUGGGAAAUCCAGCACGUCACGUUGAGGGACAUUAGGCGGGCGUGCAACUACAUGGCCAACAUCUACGAGAAUGUCACGCCGGCGAAGGGCGGCGAGAGCAUCUACGUAGGUCUACGGACCCCAGAGGACGGCGAUCCCCUGUACGCGCAGACGAGGCUAAGGACAUCGCAGACGCCCACGAGCCCUGCACCAAGCUCCGUCGGCAUGGAGCGAACAAGCAGCGAGCAAGGCGUCAAGCGGUCGCGCGACGAAGUCGGCAGAAUAGAAAACGGAGACGGCGAUGUCAAUGGAAGCCGAAAGAACGAGGCCGAGAGCGCGGAAGCGGUGAAGCACGAAGAAAAGAAGGAGCGCACGUCCGAAGGGGAGCCGGAUGCAAAACGUAUCAAAACGGAAGCAAAUGGGGCGGAUGCGGAAGCGCUCGCGGCGGAAGGGAAGAAAACAGCCGCGGAAGAGGACCUCAGCGAAGAAGGAGAAGUGGAGGAAUAG
Messenger RNA from Lasiodiplodia theobromae, 1221 nucleotides. Its product is annotated as Cyclin protein. Gene Ontology annotation, molecular function: cyclin-dependent protein serine/threonine kinase activator activity. Gene Ontology annotation, biological process: positive regulation of DNA-templated transcription, elongation; regulation of transcription by RNA polymerase II. The transcript has 2 exons. The record is from RefSeq and is a predicted model, not a curated record. The coding region runs from base 1 to 1221 and encodes 406 amino acids. NCBI's taxonomy places the organism in Eukaryota, Fungi, Ascomycota, Dothideomycetes, Botryosphaeriales, Botryosphaeriaceae. Gene Ontology annotation, cellular component: nucleus; cyclin/CDK positive transcription elongation factor complex.